UCAAAAUCCCUCGCGACCGUCACUGUUUUUGUAGACGUUCUUUUUGAUAAAAAUAUAAUCAAUUUGUAAAUUGGAAAAAAAACAAUCAAUUAAAGCAAGUGAUCGUUUCGUAUUUUUGUGAUCUCUUCGGUCUCGAAGCGGGAAAACCGUUAUAAUUCAGCCGGUAAGCUGGAACACGUGUACAGCAUCUAAGACUUCGAUCAAGGUCUCACGGUCGGAGGGAUUAUUCGUCUAUUUAAACUAUAAUGUGUAAUGGAUGCAAUUUACGUCUUAAAACAAAAUGAGUCAACGGCGUUUAUGACGUAGCAGCAUUAGUCUUCCAUGCAGCACCAAGACUGAUAUUGUGAUACAGGCCGCGACCGACCGACAAUAACCUGCACACGAAAAUAUAUGGACACGGACAACUUCUGUCGCUCUAUUGAACAAAAGUAGGGGUGGUCGAUGCCCCACGCGGCUCCCGUCUCCGCCAUGUCGGCCCCGCCGCGCCACCCACACUUUUAUACCGUUGAGGUCGGCGACACACGCUUCACCAUCCUCAAGCGCUACCAGAACCUCAAACCCAUCGGCUCCGGCGCCCAGGGUAUUGUAUGUGCCGCAUACGACACGGUGACGCAACAGAAUGUUGCCAUAAAGAAGUUGUCGCGUCCGUUUCAGAACGUGACGCACGCGAAAAGAGCUUACAGGGAGUUCAAACUUAUGAAACUUGUCAACCAUAAAAAUAUAAUCGGAUUGCUAAACGCGUUCACGCCGCAGAAAAGCCUCGAGGAAUUCCAAGACGUGUAUCUGGUUAUGGAGCUGAUGGACGCUAAUCUGUGCCAAGUGAUUCAGAUGGAUCUGGAUCACGAACGGAUGAGCUAUCUGCUGUACCAGAUGCUGUGCGGCAUCAAACACUUGCACCUCGCCGGAAUCAUUCAUCGGGAUCUGAAGCCGUCCAACAUAGUGGUGAAGAGCGACUGCACGCUGAAGAUCCUGGACUUCGGGCUGGCUCGCACCGCCGGGACCACCUUCAUGAUGACGCCCUACGUCGUCACGCGCUACUACCGCGCGCCGGAGGUGAUCUUGGGUAUGGGCUACACCGAGAAUGUGGACAUCUGGUCCGUGGGCUGCAUCAUGGGGGAGAUGAUCCGCGGCGGCGUGCUGUUCCCCGGCACCGACCACAUCGACCAGUGGAACAAGAUCAUCGAGCAACUGGGCACGCCGUCGGCCGCGUUCAUGUCCCGGCUGCAGCCCACGGUCCGCAACUACGUCGAGAACAGACCGCGCUACUCCGGGUACAGCUUCGAGCGGCUCUUCCCGGACAUACUGUUCCCCAGCGACAGCAACGAGCACAACCGACUCAAGGCGUCGCAGGCCCGCGACCUGUUGUCGCGCAUGCUGGUCAUCGACCCCGAGCGCCGCAUCUCAGUGGACGACGCCCUGCUGCACCCCUACAUCAACGUCUGGUACGACGAGGUCGAGGUCAACGCGCCCGCGCCGGCCUCAUACGACCACUCUGUGGACGAACGCGAGCACACCGUGGAGCAGUGGAAGCAGCUCAUCUACCAGGAGGUGGUCGAGUACUCCGCGCCGCCCCACCCCCCGCCCCCGCACCCCCCGCCCGCCGACCACGCGCAGCCCGCACUCACCACGUAGGCACCGCCCCCUCCCUCACGUAGCCAGGAAGGAACACUACUCACCCUCUGCGCAUAGGGUAUUGUACACCCAAAACCUUUUCCCUAUGUGAAAACGAUGUGAAUUUAUAAACCGUAACACAAAAUAGAGUGGUACAUUGUAUGAAUAACCCGUGAUUGUUUUUGGAGAUACUAUUUAACACAGUCCUCAUAAAGAUCCUUCGAGAAUGUCUGUAAUUAAAAAUCGGGAAAUAUACCUUUCAUAGAAUUGGUCGAAGUUAAAGAAUUUCCGAGAUCCCUCGAGGACAUGCGUUCCUGGCUGCGCUGGGCCACAGUCCACACCCCCCCAGCGUCCCCCGCGUCCCCCCGCUUGUUGUUUCAAAUCCGUUAUCGCCCCGUUACGUAGUUUCUUCCCGUUCUUAUGACGUAUUAUAUUCGUAGCAUAAGUUUAAUUGUUUAGUGUGAUGGCUACAAUGCGCUUUUUAUCGUUUUUCAAAAGCUCUACUGGUCCCCUACCUCCCCCCCCCCUCCCUCCCUCCGUCACAGUUGAGUUCUCGUUCGUAAUUUCCACUCGAGUAAUAAUUUCCACUUCGGAGUGCCUUUAGCGAACCCGACGCGGCGACGACUUCAGCUUUUGUCCACUAUAUUUUCAUACGUUUGGAUAUUUUUGUAAUGACAACAAUUUUGAUAAGCUGUGAAAAAUAAAUGUUAUAUUUAUAUAUUUAUGGACCUUAAUGCUAUGCAAUUGUUUAUUUGAAUUGAUUUAUUUUAAAUAUAAAGUACGUAAUGAUGUAAACUAGCUGUACGAAGUUAAUGAUACGGAAAGUUGAGCUUAUUCUGUGUUGUUAUCGAAUGUAAUUGAAAAUUUUAUUUUUAUUUCUUAAAUUUUAAUUUUAUUGUAUAAUUAUAAUUAACGUGCAGUCAUUAUUAGUUGUUUAAUGCGUUCGAUAUUAAGUUUAUCGACUAUAACCGUUGCAUAUCUCACUCUAAAAUUCUGAAAUUGACGAUGAAAUUAAAAAAAAAAACGUUUCCCGCGUUUACCAUAGAGGUGUAAAUCGAGGCCAUAGACAAAGGCGAGUGAGGCCGUGCGUAUGUAAAACAUUAUUUUCUUGGUCGCGUACAUACAUCUUGAUAGUUGGGAUUUUGUGAUGUUAAUAGUUCUUCGGUAAUUAGAGAUUAGUUAGGUUGUUGAUAUCGUAUUCACUGCGACUAGCGUAAGUACAUUUUUACCUAAGUAGUUACUUAUAGGAAGCCUCACACACGUCACCCUUGGAUGUAGAACGGAACUGGAAACAGAGAUACGUAAAAUACAUGAGAAAAAAAAACAGUAAUAUAAAAUUACAUACAUAACGGAACUUAAUUACCGUUAUAAGAAUAAUAAUAGUUUCACCAAAAAAAUUGUAGCUUCAUAUUUGAAAUCGAUAAAAGUUAUCUUAUUUCCUCAUUACAUCAUAAGUAUUUAUAAUGAGUAAAGACAAUAUAGAAGUUUCUUCAAACAUUACAUUACAUAAACUUCUAACGCUAAAUUAGUUGAUAAUAAACGAAAAUAUAAUGAUAAAUUACUUGGCAACAUUUAUCUAUAUACACAUAUUUAUGUAUGCCAUUUUUCGGAACAUACAGAGCAUUUAAUUACUAAUAACAUAUUACAUACGAACGCAGUCCGUCUCUGUAGAAUAUCCAGUUGUUUUGCGUGUUUAGAUCGAAAACAUUCGUUUAGUAAUAAUGAAUGUGUGAGGUACACCGUAGUUUAUCGUUUGAAACCUCAUUAGGUGAUAUAAGUUUUAAGUGAUGGACGAUUGUCGUGAUAAUAUUCAUGGUGUAGCACAAUUUGUAGCGGAUACUAAUCUGGUGAUGGCGUUAUGGCGCCAUUAUGACAACAGCAAUAAUGAUAUGUGCAUUCGUACGCGCGUGUCUAUGUGUGUGCACGCGUCACUUCUCUACGAAACAUCUGUUAGACCGAUUCGCUUUACUUUUGUUCACAUUUGUAUUUUAUAAGACUAAUGUCAUUCGUAACUUGUGUAUGUCGUAAUGAUUGUUGCAAUUGAAUGGAACAAAAGCAAAGUGAACUGUUUCUAUACCUAUGUAUAAAUACGUUUUAUCUUAAAUUAAUAUAAAUAAAUAAUAUUGACAAGUGUACGUCCAAAUUGUCCAUGUAUUAGUUAAUGUACCUAAUACAAUAUUACAUUAAUGUAAUCAUUAGCGAUAUUCUAGUACAUUUCGUGAAAGUAUCGCCACGCUGCGACGUGUCAGCGUCCGAAGCGACCCACUUAACAAUUGGAUUGAUAUCUGAAAAUACUUAUUUUUACUGUACACGUAAGUUAUUUCAUAUUUUAACUGAAUAAAUCGAAAUGGUUAUUAUA
Messenger RNA from Bombyx mandarina (wild silkworm), 3970 nucleotides. RefSeq names its product mitogen-activated protein kinase dJNK (gene bsk). Lineage: Eukaryota; Metazoa; Arthropoda; Insecta; Lepidoptera; Bombycidae. The record is from RefSeq and is a predicted model, not a curated record. Gene Ontology annotation, molecular function: MAP kinase activity; ATP binding. Gene Ontology annotation, biological process: protein phosphorylation.